GUCCCAUCAGUGGUCCAGAGGAGGCGAGGUACGUUCUGCAGAACACGCGGAGGGCGCACAGCUUCUAUGGCGCGUCCAGCAUGGAGGCCCGUCCCUCAUCCAUUUCCACCUUGCUUCUCUUGCCCCUGCCAAUCCCUGUAUGUACCCCGCCAGGUCCCAUCAGUGGGCCACAGGAAGCGCGGUACAUUCUGCAGAACACGCGGGGCGUGCACGGCUUCUACGGCGCGUCCAGCAUGGAACGGCUGCCCGUGGGAAACUGCAAUCACGGAGAACCUCAAGGCAUACAAGGCCAUUCGCCUGUCUUCCUAAGCCGUGUGUAA
This is a messenger RNA of Closterium sp. Naga37s-1, 320 nucleotides long. The record is from the annotation of a GenBank genome assembly. Lineage: Eukaryota; Viridiplantae; Streptophyta; Zygnematophyceae; Desmidiales; Closteriaceae.